Molecule: messenger RNA, 2503 nt
Organism: Westerdykella ornata
Lineage: Eukaryota; Fungi; Ascomycota; Dothideomycetes; Pleosporales; Sporormiaceae
Product: TFIIH basal transcription factor complex helicase-like protein subunit
Exons: 2
Coding region: 50-2503 (817 amino acids)
Biological process (GO): positive regulation of mitotic recombination; transcription by RNA polymerase II; nucleotide-excision repair
Cellular component (GO): nucleus
Molecular function (GO): ATP binding; hydrolase activity, acting on acid anhydrides, in phosphorus-containing anhydrides; damaged DNA binding
Source: RefSeq, a predicted model, not a curated record
CAACGCCUCCACAAACAUUGCGGGCUGGUACCGCAUUGAAGCCUACAUAAUGAAGUUCUACAUAGACGAGCUUCCAGUGCUUUUCCCCUACCCCAGGGUCUAUCCAGAGCAAUAUGCCUACAUGUGCGAUCUCAAGCGGACCCUGGACGCGGGCGGCCACUGCGUGCUGGAGAUGCCUUCUGGCACGGGUAAAACCGUGUCUCUUCUUUCGUUGAUUGUAGCGUACCAGCAGUUUCACCCUGAAAAGAGGAAGCUCAUCUACUGCUCACGUACCAUGUCCGAGAUUGAAAAAGCGCUCGCAGAGUUGAAAGCACUCAUGAAGUACCGGACCGAGCAGCUGGGAUAUGAGGAAGAGUUCCGUGGGCUGGGGUUGACGAGUCGCAAGAACUUGUGUCUUCAUCCGUCCAUCAAACGCGAGAAGAGCGGAGCGGUGGUGGAUGCGCGGUGUCGCAGCGUCACGGCUGGAUUCGUCAAAGAGAAGAAGGAGCGUGGCGAAGACGUCGAGCUCUGCGUCUAUCACGAGAAUCUGGAGCUUCUCGAACCGCACAAUCUCAUUCCUCCGGGUGUAUGGACCUUAGAUGGCAUGCUUCGGUAUGGGGAGCAGCACAAACAAUGUCCUUAUUUCACAGCACGGCGAAUGAUGCAAUACUGCAACGUGAUCAUUUACUCCUACCACUAUCUACUUGACCCCAAAAUUGCCGAACGAGUCUCCAAGGAGCUAUCCAAGGACUGCAUCGUCGUGUUUGACGAGGCUCACAACAUUGACAACGUGUGUAUCGAAUCAUUGAGCAUCGACCUUACAGAAGAUUCGCUACGGAAAGCCACUCGAGGUGUCAAUAACCUAGAUCGCAAGAUAACGGACAUGAAAUCCUCAGACGCAGAAAAGCUACAAAAUGAGUAUGCCAAGCUAGUGGAAGGUCUCCGAGCAGCGGACGAGGCGCGUGAUGAAGAAGCCUUCAUGUCCAAUCCAGUUUUACCGGACGACCUCCUCAAAGAAGCGGUUCCAGGCAAUAUUCGCCGAGCCGAACAUUUUGUGGCAUUUCUAAAGCGGUUCAUAGAAUAUCUGAAGACACGGAUGAAAGUGCUGCACGUCAUAUCAGAAACACCUCCCUCAUUCCUGAGUCACCUUCGCGAACUCACAUUCAUCGAGCGGAAACCGCUCCGCUUCUGCGCCGAACGCCUCACCUCCCUCGUCCGCACCCUCGAACUUACCAAUAUCGAGGAUUACCAACCCCUCCAAGAAGUCGCAACGUUUGCGACGCUUGUCGCAACCUACGAAACCGGCUUUCUGCUCAUCCUCGAACCCUACGAAUCCGCGACCGCGACCGUUCCUAACCCCAUCCUCCACUUCACCUGUCUCGAUGCCGCCAUCGCCAUUAAACCCGUCUUCGAGCGUUUCAGCUCGGUAAUCGUCACUUCGGGAACGAUGUCCCCCCUAGACAUGUACCCGCGCAUGCUCAACUUCUCCACCGUCGUCCAAUCCUCCUUCACCAUGACCCUCACACGCAAAACCUUCCUCCCGAUGAUCGUCGACCGCGGCAGCGACCAAAAUCAAAUAACCUCGCAAUUCGAGCACCGCAACGACAUGCCCGUGAUCCGCAACUUCGGCAACCUCCUCAUCGAAUUCUGCAAACUGACACCGGACGGCGUCGUCGUCUUCUUCCCUUCGUACCUGUACAUGGAAUCCAUCAUCUCCAUGUGGCAAGGCAUGGACAUACUCAACCAAGUCUGGAAACACAAACUCAUCCUCGUCGAAACUCCGGACGCCCAGGAAACCUCGCUCGCCCUCGAAACCUUCCGCACAGCCUGCAACAACGGCCGCGGCGCCGUGCUCCUGUGCGUCGCCCGCGGCAAGGUCUCCGAGGGCAUCGACUUUGACCACCACUACGGCCGCACCGUCUUGUGCAUGGGCGUCCCCUACCAAUACACGGAAUCCCGCAUCCUCAAAGCCCGCCUCGAGUUCCUCAGGGAAACGUACCGCAUCAAGGAAUCCGACUUCCUCUCCUUCGACGCCAUGCGGCACGCCGCCCAGUGCCUGGGGCGCGUCAUCCGCGGCAAGGACGACUACGGCAUCAUGGUGCUCGCGGACAAACGGUUCGGCAAGAAGAUCACGCAGCUGCCCAAGUGGAUCCAGAUGGCGCUCGAUACCAAGAAUGCCAAGUUGAGCGUCGAUCAGGCGGUGGCGCAUGCGAAGGCCUUUUUGAGGGAGAUGAGCGUGCCGUGGAGUCGGAAGGAGAAGGAGGGGGUCGCGAGUUGGGGGAUUGAGGAGUUGGAGGCGCAUCAGAGAAAGUUGAGGGAGCAGGCGAUUGCGGGGACGGAGGAUUCGAGGAUGAGGGGUUUGGAGGGGAGGGCGGAUGGGAGGACCUUUGAAGGGGCGGGCGCUGGGGUGGAUGGUGGGGUCUCUGGGAGAGUGGAGGGGAGGGUGGUGGAUGUCAGUGGGUUGGCGGACGACGAGUAUGGUGGUGACGAGAUGGAUGUUGUUAUGGCAGACAUUCAGGUUUGA